AUGGAGAUCCAGUUCUCGAUCCCUAUCACCGGAGGGCGAUCCAACAGCUCGGCGCCAAAGCGACAUGUCAAAUGUGACGAGACAAAACCAGCCUGUCUCAAUUGUUUAAAAUGGCGAGGUUCAUGCGAUGGCUAUGGCGAUGCAGCAGCUACACCCGCUGAAGGCGCCACCGAGCCUCGGCCGCGCUCAACAGCCUCAAGAUCAAAAGCAACGGCGAACUCUGCGACUAACAAAUCCCGUGCAACGUCCAAGAUUAAGGUUACUACGGGUUCGACGGCUGUUGUGAAAGCAAGACCACCAACAAUCCCCGAAGAACCUGCAAUCAACACCAUUUGCUUCACAAGUAGCGAGCAGCGAUCUUACUUUGAUGAAUGGUCCGCUCUUAGUGUCGGGUUCCUUAGUGGGGGACUCGGAGACUCACGAUUAUGGACGACUACGAUGCCGCAGCUCACAUUGCAGGAACCCUCACUGAGGUAUGCCGCUAUGGCAGUAGGUGCACUACGUAAAGCUUCAAAUGUCGAGUUUGAAGCUUCUUCACCAGGUAAUGAACUUGCAGGCGACAACAAGCACUACCUCAACGCAAUUGUCUACUAUUGCGAGGCUUUACAAUUACAAGCCAAGGCCAGACCGACAAAAGAGGGAUUACGUACAGCGAUGUUGGCAUCUCUGCUGUUCAUCUGCUUUGAAGCGCAACGAGGAAACAUGCCAGCAGCUCUCAAGCACAUCACUCACGGCUUCAGUAUGCUGAACGAGCUUGCAGCUUGUACCGACAAAGCUCCCGGUCUUGUCAGAAUUGCCCCAGCACCUCCAGCGCUCGUGCAAGAGAUCCUCGAUUGUUAUAAGCCCUUGGAACUCCAGUCGCGAUCAUUCAUGGGGUCGUAUAAGAAGUUCUUCUUCCCCCCGAAACCACCCGCAGUCGCCGCAAAGCAGGCUCCUCCCUCACAAGCGGCCAGUCCUCGCUCUAUAUCAAGUCCACCAAGUCAACCUGGCACGCCAUGGGCGAACGCACCUUCAGGUCAACAGAACCCAGUUGGUCUUCCAAGUCCACAGAGUCAAGCGAGUCCACAAGCCAUGUCAGACCAGCAGACACCUCCUCGAGCGCCUCCGCAAAGACCACCGGGGAUCGCUCCAUUCACGAAGCACUCACCAUACUUCAGGCCAAAGCAGACUAACAUCAGGGUGAUUGAGGAUAUGCCGGCUGUUUUCAGCUCGUUGGAUGAAGCCCAUGGAUACUGGACGUUACUGCAGAGGCAGCUUGUGCAGUACAUUCCUCUUCUGACAGCCACAACAGCACAGCUCGCUUUGACGAAAGUGAGAGACAUGAAGGAGCUGAAGAUAAAGCUAGAUAGCGUGCAGCAAAACCCCAGGAUCUCAAAAUUUCUGGAAGAAUCCAGGCAUUGGCUUCAACGAUGGUCAACAUCAUUCAGUCCACUUCUUCGAAGAGCACAGGACAAUCGCCAGAACGACGAACAGUCGUAUCUGCAAGCGAUCAACUUUCACAUCGAGUUUCUCAUCCUUUACAUUUACACCGCCAUGCCACGAUACUCUAGCGUCGAAACAGCAAAGGACCUCACGCCACAAUACCGGGAGCUGAACGCCAUUGCCGAGAUUUUAAUCGCAUCGCGUCCCAACUGCGGUUUCGCAAUGGACUCAGGUUGGACAUGGCCCCUCUUCGUCUCAGCAUUUGGCUGCCGCGAUCCAGAGGUCAAACAAGAUGCCAUUCGCAUUCUAGGAAAAUACCCCAUCCGCAACGCCCUCCGCGACAGUCGCGUCUUCCGUGCCAUCGCUCUGAAGAACCUUGAGGUCGAAGCUAUGAACGCAAUGGAGGGCGAUGAAGAUGAGCAGUGGUUACGUCUGAGGAGGAGAGAGCUCGUCUUUGAGGAUCUGGGAAUGAACAUUAUCUUUCGAUAUGCGGAGAAGAAUCAGGCCACGGGGGAGUGGGAGCUCAUUGAGGAAGUGGCGGUGUUUAUGGUUGGGGAGGAUGGGCAGUUGGAUUGGCAUAGACAGCCUAUCUCGGAGUCGGUGUCGAUUCUUUCGGGUGUUUGUUAA
Molecule: messenger RNA, 2049 nt
Organism: Fusarium subglutinans
Lineage: Eukaryota; Fungi; Ascomycota; Sordariomycetes; Hypocreales; Nectriaceae
Exons: 2
Coding region: 1-2049 (682 amino acids)
Biological process (GO): regulation of DNA-templated transcription
Molecular function (GO): zinc ion binding; DNA-binding transcription factor activity, RNA polymerase II-specific
Source: RefSeq, a predicted model, not a curated record